AUGUUCAUCGUACAGUUCCUAGCUUAUCAACCGGCAUCGAGAACAGCGUCAAAAAGUUCGGAACUUGAGAGAGCAAUCGUGGAGCCCGACUCGGGAGAGCAUCGAAAAUCGCAGUUCGACUUUCUUAAGCUGAUCGGGAAAGCGUCCGAAUGCGAUUUCCGUCGCACCGUUCUUGUCGCGAUAUUUUCAUCUCCGGAUAAUUUCCUUCUCCGGACCGCCAUCCGGAACACUUUCGGGAGCGUUCUACCGAUCAAGUUCUUCCUCGGUCGGUGCCUCGUGACCGAGGAAGGUGGAGCGAGGAGCUGCGAUGCGAGGAAGCUCGCCGCCGAGUUUGUGCAGCACAAGGAUAUAGUUGUGUAUGAUUUCGUGGACACAUACCACAAUUUGACAUUGAAAACAUUCAGCGUGCUGAAUUUCGUGGAGAAAUGCGCAUCUUCCGUGAAGCUCCUUGUGAAAAUAGACGAUGACACAUUUGUGAACCCCAUCAGACUCCGAGAUGUUCUCUUGGAGAAUCGCAUGUUCCCAUCGAAAAACUCGACCAGCUUCCGUCGGAUACCUUCGAUUUUUGGUCACGUUCAGCGAAGGGCGAAGCCUUACCGCAACCGCUCGAGUAAAUACUACAUAAGCGAAGAAGAGUACUCACGGAAGGGAUUCCCCCCCUUCGCCGCGGGUCCCCUCUACUUCAUGAACCGAGCCGCAGCCGAUGCUCUACAUCGUACGGCUAAGGAAACUUCUCGCCAUUUGAAAAAGCGUCCUCUCCAUUUAGAGGAUGUCUAUUUCACCGGUUUCAUGGCCCAAAUAGCGAAUGUUUCGCUUCAUCACAUCAACGGGUUGGACAACGCGGGCCUGAGUAAGCUCCCGUUGCCGAGGUACCUCGUGUCGAGACACUUCGUGAGAUCUCCCGCCAAGAUGUUAUUGUGCUGGCGUCACAUCCUCGGCACCAAGAAUCCUUCUAUGAAGGAGCUCCGCCGAGACUUUUCGCAGUUUAAUUGA
Molecule: messenger RNA, 993 nt
Organism: Galendromus occidentalis (western predatory mite)
Lineage: Eukaryota; Metazoa; Arthropoda; Arachnida; Mesostigmata; Phytoseiidae
Product: beta-1,3-galactosyltransferase 4-like
Exons: 2
Coding region: 1-993 (330 amino acids)
Biological process (GO): protein O-linked glycosylation
Cellular component (GO): Golgi membrane
Molecular function (GO): hexosyltransferase activity
Source: RefSeq, a predicted model, not a curated record